CGCCGAGCGCGGAGGACGCCGAGGAUGACAUUCAGUUCGUGAGUGAGGGAACUUUAAGACCUGUUCUUGAGUACACCGAUCUGGUCAGCAGUGAUGAAGAGCCAAGCACCUCUCACAGUGAUAAUAUAGAUAACAUCGAUAUGGAGAUAGACGAUUCAUCUAAUGAAUCUGUAAAUGCAAGCCGGGAAAAAAAAUUAAGACCAGUAAUACUCCCAUCCUCUUCAGACAAGAAUCUUAUUAAUACAUCUGAUUGCGAGGAAGGUGAACCAUUAGAUAACGAAUCUUAUGAAUAUACCACGGAGGAAGAAUGUGUAGACUCGGAUUCAGGAGGGGAUCAUGAUGAAGAAUGGCAGCAGAUAGGAGGAAGAGGCACAGUGGUCCAUGAAUAUUCCCGGAAAGAGAAGUUUUUGGUAGAAAACAUUGAUAAAAAUGACCCUUUCUCAUUGUACAAAUUAUUCUUGACGAAUGAUAUCCUGCAAAUGAUCGUUGAAGAAACCAACAAGUAUGCUGUUCAGUGCGAAAAUAACUCUGCAUCUAACAGCAAGAGACAACAGCAGUCGUGGAAGCCUGUUACCCUGGGAGAAAUGAACACUUUCAUUGGCAUUUUGCUUAUUAUGGGCGUCACCCAAGUGCCAGAAAUUAGGUUGUACUGGUCCACAAAGGAAAUGUACAUGAACACACGCAUAAAAAAUGCCAUGAAGUGCGAACGCUUUCUGGCCAUUCUUAAGUAUUUGCAUUUUUCUGACAAUGCCACAGCUAGGACUGAAGACCGGCUGAACAAAAUCCGGAGCAUCGUAGAAGCCAUUGUUGCCACGUGUCAAAAUGCCGUGGAACCUGGCGAGAACAUCGUCAUCGAUAAAAGUAUGGUUCCGUGGAAAGGGCUUCUGGGUUUCCGCCAGUACCUCCCAGGCAAGACACACAAAUACGGAAUCAAAUUGUAUAAGCUGUGCUUGCCUGGUGGCUACACCUACAAUCUUGACAUUUAUUCUGGAAAUGAUGCCACGAUCAUGGAGAAGACCCACGCGCGUGACGUUGUGAUGAAGCUGAUGGGUGGCUUGUUGUUUGAGGAGCGUAUCGUGUUCACAGACAGCUAUUACACAAGUGUCCCUUUGGCGGAAGAACUUUUGCAGAAAAAAACCUAUAUUUGUGGUACGGUGAAAGUAAAUAAAAAGUUCUUGCCGCGAGAAGCGAAGCGGAAACAAAAACGGGGUGACAUUAUGAGUUUUGAGAAUCGUAGUGGGGUCAGAUUUUUAAAGUGGACCGACAAGAGACCGGUUAGCAUGCUGACUACUUCAAAGAACCACAUGUGCACCAUCAUCGAAGGGAAGAACGGGAAGUUGAAGCCCGGUGCUGUUUUUUAUUACAAUAUCGCGAAGAAGGGUGUUGACAUCUCAGAUCAGAUGGCAUCGUACUAUAAUUGUCUACGAAAAACCAUGAAAUGGUACAGGAAGGUUGUGAUUCAGUUGAUCUGCGGGACUUUGCUCGUCAACGCGUGGUAUAUACACAAAAGGUGGGGGAAUAGACAAAUUAAUAUUUUGACAUUCAGAGAAAGGAUCAUCGAUCAGCUCCUGAUCGAUAGUGACCGCACGGAAGACGUGACGACUGGAGAACCACGGAAAGAAGUCACCCAUUUUCUGGACUCGUACACGGAAUCGGCAAGAACGUCUCGGAAACGAUGUAGGGGAUGUUACAAAACCUUAUCUGAAAGAGAAGGUAGAAACGUCGCCCUGAAAAAGGCCAAGCGAGUCAAGACGUUUUGCCGCCUUUGUGAGGGUCAGCCAGCGCUGUGUUUGGAAUGUUUUAAAAGAUUGCAUGAAAACAAAUAAUCACUACA
Sorex fumeus (smoky shrew) is the source of this 1834-nucleotide messenger RNA. RefSeq names its product piggyBac transposable element-derived protein 4-like. The record is from RefSeq and is a predicted model, not a curated record. The coding region runs from base 141 to 1826 and encodes 561 amino acids. The transcript is spliced from 3 exons. NCBI's taxonomy places the organism in Eukaryota, Metazoa, Chordata, Mammalia, Eulipotyphla, Soricidae.